AUGGACGCCAACAACGAGAAGAAGAUCCUUGUUGAGGACUCAAUUACGACAACACAAAAGGAUGAGCCGGAAAAGCAGGCUGAACUUGGAGAUCUCUGGCGUGUCUUUCGUUUCGCCGACCGUCUCGACUGGAUCCUCAACUUCACAUCCCUUAUCUGCUCCAUUGCUUCUGGAGCAACACUCCCACUGAUGACUAUUGUCUUUGGGCAAUUUACCGGCCGAUUUAGCGACUAUGCGAGCGGCAAGAUAGACCCCCAGGGCUUUCAAGACGAGGUCAACACAUUCGUUCUAUGGUUUGUCUACCUCUUUGUGGGCAAAUUCGUCCUCAGCUAUUUGGCCACUUUAACUGUUACCGUUUCCGGAAUCCGAACGACGCGAGUACUUCGGCAGCGUUUCUUGGAGCAUCUCCUUCGAACCGAGAUAUGGUACUUUGAUACGGCUAGUGUUGGAUCACCCGCGACCCAGAUGACUACCAAUGUUACUCGUAUCAACCAGGGUAUUGCUGAGAAACUGUCACUCCUUAUCCAAGGACUGGCCAUGUUUGUCUCAUCAUUUGUCGUCGCGAUAGCAGUCCAGUGGAAGCUGGCACUCAUCACUUUGACGGUCGUGCCACUCUUCUUUUUCAUCAUUGGCUUUGGAAUGACCCUUGAUGCGCCUAUCGAAGCAAAAGUCCAGGGCAGUUACUCCCAAGCCAACGUCUUCGCCCAAGAGGUCAUGGCUUCCAUCCGGACUGUCCAUGCCUUCUGGGCACAGGGCAGAAUGACAGUGCGAUAUGAUGACUAUCUUAAAGAGGCUCACGUCCACGGAAAGAAGAAGUCUUUCAUGUACGGUGUCAUGAGCUCAUCCACUUACUUCUGCAUGUAUGCUGGAAAUGCUUUGGCCUUCUGGCAGGGUUUCCGUAUGUAUCAAAAUGGUGAAAUUGACUCUGUCGGUACUGUAUUCACCGUUGUACUGUCUGUCUUGCUUGCAUCAUCAUCGAUCGGUCUUCUCUACCCACAGGUCCCGGCGUUGGCCAACGGUGCGGCAGCAGCUUCCGAGGUCUUCAAAGUUUUCGAUAAGCCAUCCUCACUGGAUCCUCUCAGUGAUGAAGGCAAAGUCCCCGAAAACUGCCACGGCCAUCUCGAGGUUGAGAACGUUUCCUUCUCAUACCCCUCUCGACCCGACACAAACGUGCUCAACAACAUCAGUCUGAGCAUCCCAGCUGGCAAAACCACCGCUAUUGUCGGAGCCAGUGGCUCUGGAAAGAGUACUAUAAUCGGUUUGUUAGAGAGAUGGUACCUACCAACCUCUGGCCGCUUCCUUCUUGAUGGUAUGGAUGUAUCAAUGCUGAAUGUUAAGUGGCUGAGGUCUCAGAUGGCUCUUGUCCAGCAGGAGCCAGUUCUAUUUAGGGGAACCGUGUUUGAGAACGUGGCAAAGGGGUUCACAGAAGCACAGAAGGUCCUGAGCCUUGAUGACCAGAAGAAGCUAGUGCAGGACGCCUGCGAAGCCAGCUACGCUCACGAAUUCAUUCAAAAGCUUGAACAAGGCUAUGAUACGUAUCUCGGCGAGAGAGGCGGCACACUUAGCGGUGGCCAGAAGCAACGAGUUGCCAUUGCACGUAGCGUUGUCUCCAACCCCAAGAUUCUUCUCCUUGACGAAGCCACAAGUGCCCUCGAUCCCAAUGCCGAACGAAUCGUUCAAAAGGCCCUAUCUCGAGUUUCUCAAGAGCGAACCACGGUGGUCAUCGCACAUCGCCUAUCAACCAUCAAGGACGCUGACAACAUCGUCGUUGUUUCAGCUGGACAGGUCGUUGAGCAGGGUGCCCACGAGGAACUUCUUGCACUCAAUGCUCACUAUGCCAGACUCAUUCGCGCACAGAACCUUGCAGUCUCCUCGAAUGACAUUCAGAAGGACAUGAGUGCGAAGCAGGAUAUGGUCGAAGUCGAGACAGACGAGGAGGUAGCGUGCGUCAUGACAGCUCAGACCGAGAAGUCCAUGGUGCUUAAGGAUGGAGAGGUCAAGCCAAAGGACCGGUCUAUUAUGACGAGCAUCUUCAUUAUCCUUAAGGAACAAAAGGCCCUUCUCCCUCACAUCAUCGUCGCAGCGCUUGCCUGUAGUAUCGCCGCAGCUACCUGGCCAGGUCAAGCGGUCCUGUUCUCCCGACUCAUCACUGCCUUCUCUUCCGGUGAACCCUCUGCAUCAGAUGCCAACUUCUAUGCCCUCAUGUUCUUCGUCAUUGCACUUGGCAAUCUAGUCGCCUACUUCACCAUCGGAUACAUCUCCAACCACGUGGCUCAAUCCAUCUCUCAUCAGUACCGCCUCGAGCUGUUCAGUCGUAUGGUCGUCAUGGACAUUGACUUCUUUGAUCGACCAGAGAACUCAUCCGGUGCAUUGGCUUCAACCUUGUCCUCAGUCCCCACGAGCUUGACAGAGCUUCUUGGGCUGAACAUCUAUGUUGUUCUCGUCAUGGCUGUCAACAUCACCGCUAGCUCCAUCCUUGCCCUGGCCUAUGGUUGGAAACUGGCUCUUGUUAUGGUGUUUGCAGGGUUGCCUCUUCUCAUGGGUUCUGGCUACAUCAAGAUCCGCCUUGAGUCUAGACUUCAUGAGAGCAACGAGGCAAGAUUCCGAGAAAGUGCCAGUCUUGCCAGCGAGGCCGUCUCAGCUCUGAGGACUGUUACCUCUUUGACCGCCGAGUCGGACUUUAUUCAGGCAUACUCUGAGGCUCUGUCAAGCAUAGUUGCCCAAUCGGUCAAGUCUCUCUCGAUCUCAAUGUUUGCAUACGCCUUCUCACAAUCCAUCGAGUUUCUAGUUAUGGCACUCGGAUUCUGGUAUGGCUCACGACUCAUCUCCUCUGGAGAGUACACAUCAGAACAGUUCUUUCUCAUCUUCAUGGGUGUUUUGUUUGCGGGCCAAGCUGGCGCCCAGUUGUUUGCAAACUUAGGUAGUCUCACAAGGGCAAAGGGUGCGGCAAACUAUAUAUUCAACCUGCGAGAAGAGCUAUCAGUCGUUCGAGAGACCGAUGAGAACAAAGAUCUAGGCCCUGACCUUGACGAGCCCAUCAGGGUUGAUAACGUUCACUUCAAGUAUAAGAGUCGAAGCACCAAGGUCCUUCAUGGGCUUUCAAUGGAUAUCAAACCAUCUCAGUUUGUUGCGAUUUGCGGUCCCAGUGGCUGCGGCAAAUCAACCCUGGUCUCUCUCCUCGAGCGAUACUACGAUCCUACAUCUGGCAAGAUCUGCGUUGGUGGGCAGGACAUCAAGGAUGUUUCGCCUCGCCUCUACCGUAACGAGAUGUCCAUGGUUCAACAGGAGCCUGUCCUCUACGAAGGAAGUGUACGAGAGAACAUCUUGAUGGGACUUGAUGGUGAUAUUGGCGAUACAUCUGAUGAGCGACUCAACGAGGCUGCUCGACAGGCCAACAUCCUUGAGUUUGUCUCAUCCCUCCCAGAAGGAUUCAACACUCCAUGUGGUACACGAGGCACAGCAUUCUCAGGCGGUCAACGUCAACGAAUCGCCAUUGCCCGUUCUCUUAUCCGCAAACCGAAGCUCCUUCUUCUCGAUGAGGCAACUUCGGCGCUCGAUACACACUCGGAGCAACUCGUCCAGGAGGCACUGGAACAGACGAGAAGGGAAAGCGGAUGCAGUGUGAUUGCGGUUGCUCAUCGACUUUCGACCAUUCGAAACGCUGAUGUCAUCUUUGUGCUUGUUGGUGGAAAGGUUGUUGAGGUGGGAACUCAUGAGGAACUUCAGGCUAAGGGAGGUGUAUAUGCGGAUAUGUGUCAGGCUCAGUCUCUAGACAGAGAGGCCUAG
Messenger RNA from Fusarium musae, 3786 nucleotides. RefSeq lists its product as uncharacterized. Gene Ontology annotation, biological process: transmembrane transport. Gene Ontology annotation, molecular function: ATP hydrolysis activity; ATP binding; ABC-type transporter activity. NCBI's taxonomy places the organism in Eukaryota, Fungi, Ascomycota, Sordariomycetes, Hypocreales, Nectriaceae. The record is from RefSeq and is a predicted model, not a curated record. The transcript has 6 exons. The coding region runs from base 1 to 3786 and encodes 1261 amino acids. Gene Ontology annotation, cellular component: membrane.